Paramecium octaurelia is the source of this 420-nucleotide messenger RNA. The record is from the annotation of a GenBank genome assembly. NCBI's taxonomy places the organism in Eukaryota, Ciliophora, Oligohymenophorea, Peniculida, Parameciidae.
AUGAACACAGAGAGCCAAGCAAUUGAUUUAAACAGCAAAAUAUUAAAAUCCAGUUUAACAAGAUAAUUCACAAGAUCUCCAACGAGAUCAAGAAAAAGAAUCAUUUCAUUACCCCCAUUAGAGGCAGCAUAAAAUUAAUACUAGAAAUUAAAGCAACGAAAUAUUAGCUACCACAAAGAAAGUCCAAGAGAAGUAUUUAUUUUAUUUAUCAGUGUUGUAAGGUUUGAUCUGUUUGACCAUCAGAGAAUUGAAUGGACUCUGUUUGAACACCUGUCGAUACACCAAAGCCAAAGAAGAGAAAAAAUAUUUUCUUAAUAACAAAUAUUUUGAUUCUUGUUUUAAUGCAAUGAAUAAAAGGAAAUUCCAAUUAUUUAAUAAAUGAUUUUAGAAAUAUCUCAUAUUCAUAUUAUUUUAUUUCAG